Messenger RNA from Suillus plorans, 1725 nucleotides. RefSeq lists its product as uncharacterized. The coding region runs from base 1 to 1725 and encodes 574 amino acids. The transcript is spliced from 5 exons. The record is from RefSeq and is a predicted model, not a curated record. Lineage: Eukaryota; Fungi; Basidiomycota; Agaricomycetes; Boletales; Suillaceae.
AUGGCUCCCCGCAAAUGGACUAGCCCCGAGCAAGAAGAAUGGUUGAAGCCAUGGUACGACAGUUAUAAGGAAAGACUCUCGCAAAAAAACAAAAAUCACCAAAAAAAUUUCGCUGACCUCUAUGAGCAAUGGUUUGAGUCAUGGGAAGAGCCUAGGCCAGAAGGACUUCCUACCACCGGUCCACUGAAUGAAAACGACUGUAAAGUGAUGGACAAGGCUAAAGAUGCACGUAAAGAUAAGCUCUACAAUCGCUUCCGAAAUUGCUUUGGCAGCACCAAGGCCGGUCGCCAAGCUAAAUCAGAUGCUACUGACGUGUUCAACGCUGUUCUGAAGAGCGUCGUGCAGUCUGGUUCCAAACCCACUCGCAAUCUCCAAGAAACCGAAGCUUAUUCGAAGCUAUACUACACAUCUCGUAUCAAGUCAGCUGUCAAGGAAGCGCUUGAAAAUGUGACGGAGCCACUCACAAAUGGGCAACGGAUAGCACUGGUGAAGAAGGAGACGGCUGCACUUUAUGAGAUGGAGUCUGGAGCUGUGAAAGAUGAGGUGAGAAAGUAUAUGGAUGAUAAGAAGACAGAAAAGGAUAAGAACAAGGACGAGGAAAUGAGUUGGAGUAAAGAGGAUCAUGAAAGGAACCUAACAAGAUUGGCGGCGAUAGUGAACAAAUUCCUGAAGGGCUUGCAAGACGCAACAGGUCUUUCAUUUACUGUUCUUGCCGGUGGACCCUCGCCUGAAUUGAAUGGGCUUAUCGAUGUAUGGAGUUUCCACAUCGGUCGGACAAAGCUUGGCAAUGACUUCAGCACUGCCUACCCACUUUUUGAUGAUGGAGUGAUGGUACCUUUCCGUGAUCACCUCUACCGAGUCUAUCUUCAAGAACACUCACCUCCCGAACUAGCUGAAGCAGCUGUGCUGAUGCAGUCCGUCAAAAAUGGAUCUCCGAAUUUCGGAAGUAUUGCAGACCAUGACACAUCCCACGUACCUUCAUCGCUUCUCUCAUCUUCUUUGCACCCUGCAUGGCCGAGCCCAAUGCCUUCCGCUGACGAUGCACCUCCCCAGGUUGAAACCUCUCAAGCGUAUUUCAGCAAUGGUGUGUCUGACGAACCCAGCUUUUGGGAGUUUGACAAGACAAUUGCACAAAGUGCCCCAUCAAUGUCAAUGGGCAUGUUUUCCAAUCCCCCACCGAAUGUCCCUUCAGAUUGGGAAGCACCUGCUUUUCCCUCAUGGACAUCGCAAGCGCGGGUCAGUUUGUCUCCUGAUUCUAUCGGACUCACCCUGCCCGACAAUUUUCUUAGUUCUGCAGGAAUGGAACACGACUACGCAGUGCUCCCCUCCAUCAAUACUUCACAUGGGCAAGAACAGCUCCCCUCUAUCGAUACGCAUGAGCAAAUACUCCCCUCCAUCAACGGUCCACAUGGGCAAGAACUCCCCUCCAUCAAUGGUCCUGGGCCACAUGGGCAGGUACUCCCCUCCAUUGACGGUCCACCUGGGCAAGUAGAACUCCCCUCCAUCGACACUUCACAUGGACAUGUUGCUCAUGUGGAGAACGAAUCAUGCCUUCGUCGCACUGGUCGAGUGCACAGACCCUCCACUCGCAACAUGGUGGCUAACGCCAUUGGUGGUAACCAUGACGAACAUGCUCAUUCUGCAAAGUGCGGCCGCGAUGAAGGUAAUAGUACCCGGAAAGCAAAGUAUGUUGCCAGCAGCAUGAUCUCCAGUGUUCAAAACUAA